This is a messenger RNA of Penaeus chinensis, 7406 nucleotides long. Its product is annotated as protein unc-13 homolog 4B-like. The coding region runs from base 1 to 1938 and encodes 645 amino acids. The transcript has 13 exons. The record is from RefSeq and is a predicted model, not a curated record. Lineage: Eukaryota; Metazoa; Arthropoda; Malacostraca; Decapoda; Penaeidae.
AUGAGAAAAUUGUGGGAAAAUGCUAUCAGGAAUCGUGGUCGCAACUCUCCUGAAGCUAGUGAAGAACAGCAGUUGGUUGCUGCAGUUGCUGUAGCGCAGGAAAUAAUUUCUUUCCUAAGAGAUGUUUGUGAUUUUUAUCAAGAUGUAUUCAUCAGAGAAUCUCAAGUGUCCUUCCUGAGACUUACCUACACUCUCCUCACCUAUGAGCUCUCUGCUCGUGUUAGGCCCUUGAUGAUAAAGAUGUACGAGCCCAAAGAACACGGCCAGUUUAGCUAUGACGCAGGUGAAGGGAAUGAAACUGCUGAAAUUAGUUCUUCCAUAGCUUUACAGGUUUCAAAUCCUGUUUGGCAGCUAUACAAGAGACUGGAGACCAUUGUGGAAAUUGGUGAGAACCUUCCUGAAGAGGUUCAGUUGCAGUCGGACUUGCGUGGGUACCACCAGUGGUUUGUCGGUGGUGUGAUCAGGUGGCAGGAAUAUGUCUUUCGGAAGUCCAGGACCAUGAUAGCGAAUGAAGUGCAGAAGGAUGAGUUCCAGUCCAGUUCGAAAAGCUGUGGUUCAGCAUCUAUCAGCUCCUCAGCUAUUGAGUUGACAUAUGUGUUUCGUAUUGUGACAACAUACUGGCAGAAGCUAGCUUGGCCAGAUGAAGCUGAGGGGAAUAGUAUUGCAAAGCAGCUUUUGCAACAAUGCUGUUCUUUAGGGGCGCUCUACACAAAAUUGGUCAUCACAAAGCUAGAAGUAAUUCUCCAAGAAAAGACAGACCCCAAACUCAUGCUUCUUUCAGCCGAGACAUGCAGAGCUCUAAACAACAUUGAAUAUGUGUGUGGAGAGAUUAAAGAGCUUCCUGGACGCUUAGCCCUUGAUAUAGAGUGGGGGAAAUAUCCUGUUAUCACCAACACAACAUUAAAGAUGGAAGCAUCUAUCAAGAAAUUCAUAGAUACUGUUAUUAAGAAGUUGCGACAGACCCUGAACCAAGCAGUUAUGGAAUCGUGUGAAAUGGUUAAUGAAACACCUUUGCUGAAGAAUGUUUUGGACCAGUACCUGCCUGUUCUUGAUAGCUGUUUAACCAGGGCAAAUUUUGAGAGAUUUUUGCACAAGAUCUGGGGUGUUCUUGUUGCUAUCUUUGUUAGCAUAGUUGAGAGCAACUGUGAUAAGAAAAAUGCAGAGUUCUUCAAUGGAGUCUUUACCAUCCUUGAGCGCACGUGGCACUUCUUCACUCACUCUUCAGCCAAUUCCCAAGGGCUUGAUCCCCAGCUGGCAUGCACUGAGGAAUACCAGAAAUUGCAGGAGACUUUAGGGAACUUGAAGAUGCCAACAGAGGCUCUUAUUGCUAAGUACUACAGAGAGAGGUUUGAAGAGCAGAGGCAACCUGGAGCUAGUCUGACUGCUCGACUUGUAGUUCUGGCAUACUUCACCACAACUGGUAACCUGACAGUUGAAGUCCUCAUGGCUAAUGAUAUAGUAAAACCUAAAAACUAUCACGAACCUACACAUGUCCUCCCUCUCGUAUCCUCUGGAAAGUCGCCAGAUACAUACGUUCAGGUGAAGCUUGUGCCUGGAGAGUGGUUUCCCAAUGUCAGGAAUCAAAAGACCAAGAUACAGAAGAAGAAUGAAGCUCCAGUAUAUAAGGAAUCAUUUGAAUUCCUCAUCAGCCACACUGACACUGGAACAAAGUCAGGCGGCCACCUCCUCUUUGUGCUGAAGAUGUCACAUCGUGUCCAAGCUGACUGUAUAGUAGGGGAAGCUGUUUUGCCACUGGAAGAGCUUCCCUGUGUAGAGCCAUCAGCCGUGAGAAGUGUCACUACCAAGUACCUAACUGUGAACCUGGCUAGAGAAGAGAAUGAAUACAAAGCCUUAAAGGCAUUGCAGUACAGAAUCUGGGAUAAGAAAGCAGCUUCGUUUCUCAAAGAAGGAAAGAAGAAAAGAAAAAUCAAGUUGUAGCCAGACUUGUAAUAAGGCUGAUGCACAAUUCACCUCGGGAUCAGAAAUUAAAUUGGAACAAUCUUCAAUGAACCUCAUAGUAUCCAUACAUAUUCAUGAUAAACAGGUUGAUAAGGAUAUUGCUUGUGUAACCAAUAUUUGUUCUGUGGUUGUUUAUAGUCAAUCAGAAAAAUUAUUUUCUUCCAUUCCUCAAAAUGUUAAAUAGCAAUUAACAUAACCACUCCUUCAUGCAGAUUCCAGUUGUACUGUGAGGCCAGUUCUAGUGGUGCUGUGACUAAUUUACAUAUUUACAUAUAUUGAAGUAUUUUGAUAAUAACUCCUGUGGAAAAUGCUACACUUUUUCCCCAGAAUUGUAAUGGUUUGUAUGAUUUAAUCAUUCUUCACAGUACUUUACCAAAGAAUGUCAUAGAGAAUUUUCCACAUCAAUGUGACUUAUAUUGAUAGGUUGUCCAGCUUGUAAAGCAUCUUUUUGUGAUAUUAUAUUAAGUUCCAGAUAGUAAGAAAAUACAUAGGUCAUGGUUAUGUUAAUACAUGAAAGAACAAAGUAAUAAAUAAGUAUAUAUUUCAGCAAAAUGUUUACUGAGAAGCAUUGAAAAAAUGACUUUGAAUUACAUUUUAUGGUUUAUACUUGCCUUGCUGUUCAUAGUAUAAUGGGAGACAUACAUUAGUCUUAGAGCUACAUUUUGUAACAUUUCUUAUGCAUGUAAUUUUGAAUCAUUUGUGAUAUAUAAACAAUGCAAUACACACUAAACGGAAUGAUAAACCUUCCCUAUUUAUAAGAUUUACUGAUUUUUUCUUUUACAAAAGAAUUUUUGUAACAAUUUUGUAAGUUUUACAUUAAACAAUGUAGCAAAACGGGUGCUACUUAGAGUCAUCGUUUCUGUCAAUUAGAAACUGUUGUGCAACACUUUGAUUUGACCUCGCCUCCUUAAAUGGGGCCAAGGUCAUUAAGAAACAAAUUCACCAAGCAAACGAUUGUGUGGAGUGCUACUGGGUUUGUUUUAGAAAUGGAGAGGAAGUUUACAUUUGAUGCUGCAGUUUAUCUAUGAUAGCAUAUAGUAUAAACUUUUAUAUCAACAGGGCCUUGGCUUAAAAAUAAGUACCCUCUGGCUCUAUUGUUAUUAGUACUUUGGAUUAUAUGUCAUGUAAUGAUAUUUUAAUUAUGUGAAUAGAGAUUUUGAAAUGAUUUACACUUUACCCUUGUGCAUCUUCAAGCCACCAAAAGUGUUAUAUGAUACAUGUUAGAAGGGGCAGUAUUUGUGUUUAUCAGAUCUGUUUUUAUUCUCAUAGUUUGUUUUUUUACAUAGUUACAUUAAAUUCUACAUGAUUAGUUUAAUUGUUAUGUAUGACUGAUUGAAUAUGAAAAUGUAAACUCAUUUAUCAAACAAUCAAAGGACACCGGAAGCUGGGGUUGCCGGAUGAAGGAAAAAGUAGGAUUUGCAGUUGCUUACUGCAUCCACAUUUUUUUCUUAUUUUAUAAUUUAUCAUUGGAUUUCUAUUUUAAUUAUGUUAAUAAAUAACAACCCAUAUUUAUUGCUUCUACAUGAUUUGAUUUCACUUAAUUAAAGACUGAUCGUAUGAAAUACAUUAACAAUAAAAUGAGACCUGUCAACUUCAGUGUAAUAUUUCAGUCAAUUAUUUUGGCAACAGUACAUUAACACUAAUGUGGCUGUUGUGAUGGUCUUUAAAGUAUUGUAAAUGAAGACCAGGAACACCAAAAAGUGUCUUAUGACAGUCUUUGGUCAACAGAGAUGAGGCUUCCUGUUUCACAUACUCCAUUCCACACUAUUAUUGUUCACGAUGGUACCUCAGAAUUCAUAAUCAUGCAUACUUGAUAAGCCAAUUUGUGGAUAAAUCAUUUGGAGACUAUAUAUACACACAGUGUUAGAGUGAUAUGAUCUAUGAAUAACACAUGUUAUAGUAUUUUUUUUUUGGUUAAUUCAAGAAAAAGAAGUAAAAUAACAUAAAGGGGUUGUUUCUGUAUAUACUGUUAAAUGAGGAUUGAAUAUAAAACUAUUUCUAUGUAACUGGUAAUGUGAUAUGUUAUUGUGUAGUUUAGAUGUAUAUAUUAUGUAUAUAUACUACUAUGUCACACAAUCUGUAUUAUACGGUUAUUAAGCUUUAAUUCAGAGAAGAAUUUAGAUUGGUAUUUGAAAUGGUAAUUUAGGAAUCACAUAAGUGAAAGGUAUUCAUAUUUUUUUAUAUGAUUUAACAUUAAAAAAACAAAACAAAAUGGCAUAUAUAUAUAUAUAUAUAUAUAUAUAUAUAUAUAUAUAUAUAUAUAUAUAUCUUUUAGGGAUUUCAGAGCUCCAUAUUAAAAUUAAUUUUUUUUUGCUAUGUAUUGCACCAUGAGGAUUGCCAGAUGGUUCAAUUGUGCAAUUGUUGGUAUGAAAAAAUAUUUGUGUAUGUUUUCAUUAAAUAUGGCAUUAUAUAUAAUAUUCCAAUUUUAGAAUAUUUACCAAAUUCUGUCUGAACAUAUGUUUGGCUUAUGGAUAUUUUUGUUAAUUUAUUUUUGUUAAUUUUGAGAAUAUGCCAAAAAUUUGUUAAUGAUAUUUGUUAAAUUUCCAGAUUAUGCUCCUAUGGUGUGUGCUGCACAUAUUAUAAUGUGAUAAAAUCAUAAUGUUUGUAUUUUGCAUUUAUUUUACAAUUAUUAUCAUUUAUUUCUUCAGUACAUAUAAAUGUAAAAAGAGCUAUAGAAAGGAUAAUAACAUUUGUUCGCAAAUAUUUUUAUAGUGUCUAGACAUUUGUACUGCUGAUUCUUACUAAUCAAAGCAAUGUCACUUAGCCUUCAAGGUAAAUAUGAAUGAUAGAAUAAUAUUUAGUAUUUACACACAUAAACUAAACUUUUAUGGUUUUGGUUGUGGUUAAGUCCUUUAAAAAACAACAAUAUAUAUACUGAAUACAAAUGCAAACACUAACAUGUACACUCAGUUAAAAUGAAAACAUAGCCACUGUAGAAACUUUUUAAUUGUGUCAGUUUCCAUUUUAAUAAAUGUACUGCAGCAACAAAGAAGUGUAUAACCAAGUUGAUAUUAUAUACUUCUCCUUUACUUCAAGUUACAAAGAAAAUGUAUUGUGGCAUUUGAUUAUAAAAGUGAAUGUCAUUAUCCUAGGUUGAUAAAACUAUUGAUUGUGAAAUGUAAUUUGUAAAAAAAAUAUUUUUGUUAUUUUUACUUGUGGUGUAAUAAUACAUAUCAGAAACAGCACAAAAAAAUCUCAUUUUGAGUGGAUCCUAUUAUGACCAAAUAGAAUUAUUAUUAUAAAUUAAAUAAUAGUAACAUUGUUUUAACAAGUUUUGGUACACAUCAGUUUUCUUUUUGUAAUGAAAAUGGGUAACAAAAUUGACUAGAACAGUGGAACUUAUACUUGUCUGUACUCUAUAAUACAGCAAUUGAUGGAAGAAAAUGUUUAAAGUAAAUAAUACUCCAAAUAAUCUGUAUUUCAUUAUCAUGAAAAGGAACAAAAACUGGGCAUUGAUUGCAAAAUCUUUAUUUGGCAAAUAUAGUAUUCACAAUAACCAAACAAUGAAUAUUAUAAUAUUCAUAUAUUAUACAUGCUAAUCAGCUUGUAUAUUUUGCUUCCAUAACAGAGCCUUUCUACAAUGUGAAAAUGGUCUAUGGUACAAUGUGCCUUCAUAUUAGAGAUGCCAGCAAAUGUAACAAAAUUUGGCUAAUGAAGCUACAGUAGAACUUUGUAACAGUGUGAUAUGGCAGGCAGCAGUCUCUUGCCGUAAAGGAUGUAGCAUCUGCUCUUUAUACUCAUGUCCCUAAAACAGCAAAUAAGAUCCUAAUUAAUCAUAACAAAUUGGCUACUGUUUCAUACAGACAUUCUUCUUGGACUUUGACAAAAAAAGAAAGAAAAAAACAACAACUGUAUUUUAACAAAUUAAAUAAACAUUAAUUGUCCACAACCCAGGCACCUUCAGUUGAAACCUUUGGCUUUGCUGAUUAAUAACUUAUAUAACAACUUAUCGCUAUAUUUUUUAAACUCUUAUGUGCCAUGAGCAAAAUUUGGAAGCAAUUUUCAUUCCUUUCACAUUUGACAAAACUUCACUGAAAGCAUGAUAUAUAAUACUAAAAUGAAUAACAAUAUAACAGGAUAACAACAAUAGCUAGGCAACUAAAUUAACAAUUUUCUCUACAAUAUUUUCAAGCAACUAAAUCUUCCAUUGUAUUCUGAAAAUAUAUUGACAAUACACGAACCUGAUUAAAAAUGAAUACACCGUGAAUAACCUAUAUUACUCAACAUAUUGUCAUAAUUUCUCUUCUCAAUAUCAUUAACCAUUUCAAGGUUGUAUUUUUUAUAUUUUAACUGUAUGAAGAACAAUCCAUUUGUAAAGACCUGUUUAUAAAAUUUAACAACAGAUGUGAUUUGUAAGAGUGACCUAGUUUUGGGUACAUUCCCAAGAUCCUUGACCACCAGCUCACUAACUGAAAAAACCGUCCAUAUAUACAGAUAUGAAAAUCUCAAUAACCCACAAGGGUCGACGUAAUUCUUUAUAUCAAUACAUAACAAUAGAAGCAAGGGGAAGGGCUGCACACAUUGGAAAACAAAGUCUACCUUCUUUAUACAUUGCUGUUGAUUUGGUUGAGAAAUGGAUCAAUUUUAUUUAGUGAAUAUGAAAUAUAUUUGAUUUGUUUUUAGAACUUUUGGACACACAAUGCGAUACAUGAUACAUGUUGAUCUUCUGAUUAAAAAAUAUUACUUGCUUUUUAAACCUGUGAUGUUUUUAUCUUAAUGGUUUUGUAAUUCGUUGAAUACUUUUGUUACAGUUUUUGCAAUAAUUUAAUUUUAUCAAUAUUCAUGUGGCACUUUAAAUUAGAGUAUAUGAAGCUGUUAAUUAUCAUAAGAAAAAAAAUCCCAAAAUAAUACUGAAAAUAUAUUUUAGAAAAUAAUGUAAAAGAUAAUGAAACUCUAACUAAAUAUUUAUUCUUAGAUUAGGCACUUUAAAUUCUGCUCAGAAGUAUGAUUCCUUAAACAGAUAUUAUGCUUUUUGUAUAAUCUAAGAUUAAAAAAAAAAGGUAACUAUAUACAAAGAAGUACAGUCAUGAUAUUCAAAUGACAAUAUAUUGUUUACCAAAAAUAUAAAUUUCUAUUUAAUACAGAUAUGCUGAAAAACAGCAUGUUAAAGAAGGUAAACUUUAUGAUGUAUAAUGUGAGAUAAUCAAAUAGGAGAUUGAGCCAUAAGCAAUUAAAGCAUUAGGCCCAAAUUAGCUUGCCUUGAAGGAGCAUGACAUAAAGCUGCCUGUCUUAGAUUUUUUUAUCUUCUUCCUUAGUAUAAAAAAAAGUAAUGAAUAUAAAAACUAUCCUUGCCAUUACUAACUGAUCUAUUUUCUUAACUUGCGUAUAAAUUUCUUAUGUAUUUGCUAGGGCGUGCAGAUUUAAGUAGUGUUUUUUAAACUGCUUCUUGUAAGAGCUAUUAAAUUUUCUAUUGAAUUUCUUCUAUGUGUAUAAAGCAUGAAAUCUAA